This is a messenger RNA of Paramecium sonneborni, 1162 nucleotides long. The record is from the annotation of a GenBank genome assembly. Lineage: Eukaryota; Ciliophora; Oligohymenophorea; Peniculida; Parameciidae.
AAUGAGAAAUAGAAAGGAACUUGGAUAAUCAUUUAAAAUGAAUGGUCCAAUACCAAAAAUUGAUAAGACUCCAGUGAAAAGAAGGAGUUGUGAAUGUUCGGAAUGUGGUUAAGUAAACAAAAAAAUGUAAUAUAUUGGAUCUAUAAUCUAACAAUUUCAUCCAUAUUUUAAUAUAGCUUUUAAAUUGUUUGAAAAUGAAAGAAAGAAUCAAGAAAAGUAAACUAAGAUUCAAUAACAGAAAUAAUUAAGAUUAAGAAAUAAGAGACAUAAUCAUAAUAAAGAUAUGUUAAAAAGAGCAGUCAAUGUAAUUACAAUAUAAGAUGCGUUAACAAAUAAUAGGAGAAAAAAUGUAGAACUACCUCCUAUAAAUAUGUGUUCUUUAAAAGAAAUAAAAUAUAAUUCAUCGAAUAGUACAUUAUCAGUUGUACCAUAAAGAAAAAUGUGGGAUAAACGAUAAACUACAAUUAAGUUUCAAUACAACAAAAACAAUGGUCAUAAUCAAAGAUGUUACUUGCCUGCUAUUCCUUUAGAUUCUCAUCUAGUAUUUAGGAUUAAUAAAGUUAUUUACUAAUAAUAUAUCUUAAGACAUCAGUAAGGAACUGUUGAUGAUUUUAAUUUUAAAUUACGAAUUAAUAUUUUUGAUGAAAAAUAAGAACCUUAACCAAUUAAACAUUAAUUAUUGGUUCCACCUAUUAGAUAAGAAGAAGAUUAUGAUGAAGAUGAAUCUAUAAUUGAAUCAGUUUAAUAAAUGCCGAUUAAAAAUAAACCUAUAAGAGAAGAAUAAUAUAAAUAAAUCUUGAAAUAUAAUAAAAGAAGUUUUGCUAAUCUUGUUGAAUAGGCCUAACUAACAGAAAGAAAAGCUAUACAGAAUUUAAUUAAAAUUAGUAUUCUUAUCUAUCUUAAAUAGGUAAUAGUCAUAGAAUCCUACCAUUAAUAUUUGAUUAAUAGCCGUUACCAAUUUAUAUGAUUCAUAGUAAUUAUUUAGAUGCUCAAAAGACAUCCAAAAGUACUAAGUUAAUUAAAUUAGAAAAGUCAUAACCAGCUAUGCUAAAGUAAUUAAUAAUAAUUUAAUUUAAGAUCAUAAAGUUAGCAUGUUAAAAUAAUAGCCAUAAAUAAACAUAAAAAGAACUAAACAGCAGGAUCAGUAUUGUUAAGAUUAUGA